AUGGCAGCGCGGAAGCCAGUCUUCAACCAGCAGGUCCUCUACGACACCACCCCGCUGCCAGACUCGAUUCCCAAGGUCAAGGAGAUUGGUGCCAGCUCGGCUCCCCUCCUCUCGGCCUCCUUCUUCAUUGGCGCGCGAUGCAGGGACUACAAUGACGACUACAUGCAAUGCAAGACCGAGAACCCGGGCAAGGGCGAGUUCGAGUGCUUGAAGGAGGGACGGCGAGUCACCAGAUGCGCGCGGAGUGUGCUUGAGGACAUUAACAAGUCCUGCCUCGAGCAGUUCCGUGCCCAUUGGCAAUGCCUGGAGAAUAACAACCAGCAGCUGUGGCAAUGCCGGCCUGCUGAGUGGAAGCUGAACAGAUGUGUAUACGAGAACCUGAACCUAGAGAAGGUCGUUCCCGACCAGCCCAAGCACUCGACACCAGUUCACCUACGGCCAAGACAGAUCUUUGCCCACGGGUGGAUUCCGCGGACGGAGAAGCCCUUCAUCCCAGGCCAGCCGGAUACAUCCUUUGCUCCACGGCAAAAGGAGGCGCCGGAGUCAUCUUGA
This is a messenger RNA of Chaetomium strumarium, 552 nucleotides long. RefSeq lists its product as uncharacterized. The coding region runs from base 1 to 552 and encodes 183 amino acids. Gene Ontology annotation, biological process: mitochondrial electron transport, NADH to ubiquinone. The transcript has 4 exons. The record is from RefSeq and is a predicted model, not a curated record. NCBI's taxonomy places the organism in Eukaryota, Fungi, Ascomycota, Sordariomycetes, Sordariales, Chaetomiaceae.